GAUAAAACAAAAUGGGUAACUUUAAAGAAACACUGGGAGUAAGCGAGCUAAAAGCCAAAAACAACAACAUAUGGAAGGCCCUGCUAGCAGAAUUUAUUGGAAACGUACUUUUAAAUUUAUUCGGAUGUGGUGCAGUCGUUAACUACAAAGGCGACGUAGCAGGAACAGUACUGAUAUCCCUUACAUUUGGUCUUACCAUUUUCGUAGUUGUUCAGUCCCUUGGACAUGUUAGUGGAGCCCAUAUUAACCCAGCUGUGACGUGUGGAAUGCUAGCAACAGGAAAUAUUAAAAUAAUCAAGGGAAUAUUGUAUAUUAUCGUGCAAUGCCUCGGAGCACUUGCCGGCUCAGGAAUUCUAAAGGCCUUAAUUCCCGAGGAACUUCAAGAAUCAGGUAUCGGAGUCACAAUGGUUUCCAGCACCUUGAAGCUUACUCCAAUCCAAGGUUUGGGUGUAGAAUUCUUCUUAGGAUUCAUUUUGGUGCUCACCGUUUGCGGUGUUUGCGACCCCAACAGGCCCGAAGCUAAAGCAGCUGCCGGUUUAGCCAUCGGAUUGGCCGUAGCAGUUGGCCACUUGGUUGGUGUCCAAUUGACCGGCUCCAGCAUGAAUCCUGCUCGCAGCUUUGGAGCAGGAGUCAUUGCCAACGUGUGGACUGAUCACUGGAUUUACUGGGUGGGCCCAAUUUUGGGAGGAAUUUCGGCUGCACUCUUGUACAAACACGCUUUUGCAGCGCCCAGCCUGGGACCAUUGAAAAUCAUCGAAAGAUACACAACCGUCGUAACUGACGAAAAAGAGCUUAGAAGAUUGGAUGCCAAAAUGGACGAAAACAUGCCCUAACCUAAAUAAUGCUAAAAAUCACAAGCACAUUUUUUUCAUUUUUCAAGUACCUAUGUUAAUGUAAUUAGCAUUUUAUUUAUUAUGCCAUUAAUGUAUUGCAUGUAAGCACUAAUUUUACAUAUUUUAUAUUACUUUUAGAAAGAAA
Messenger RNA from Brassicogethes aeneus, 978 nucleotides. The record is from the annotation of a GenBank genome assembly. NCBI's taxonomy places the organism in Eukaryota, Metazoa, Arthropoda, Insecta, Coleoptera, Nitidulidae.